Molecule: messenger RNA, 6794 nt
Organism: Branchiostoma floridae (Florida lancelet)
Lineage: Eukaryota; Metazoa; Chordata; Leptocardii; Amphioxiformes; Branchiostomatidae
Product: transportin-3-like
Exons: 27
Coding region: 120-2954 (944 amino acids)
Biological process (GO): protein import into nucleus
Cellular component (GO): cytoplasm; nuclear membrane
Molecular function (GO): small GTPase binding
Source: RefSeq, a predicted model, not a curated record
CGCUAGUUCCCGACAUGCUUCACGCACGCUGAGAUCGGCCAUUGAAUCUAGCGCAAUGCACAGAUUUUAGCCGCCGUGCGCCUUUUUUCUCCGCUUGGUCCUCGCAAAGUUCUUCCAGUAUGGACUCGGCACCCAGUACAGAAACCGUCGUCCAGGCCAUCCAAACCCUGUACCACAACCCCGAUCCGGCCUGCAAAGAGAGAGCGUCGGCCUGGCUAGGGGAGCUGCAGCGAUCGGUGUUUGCAUGGGAAGUAGCAGACCAGCUGCUAAGGAAUGGCCAGGACCUGGAGACCAGUUAUUUUGCUGCACAGACCAUGAGGACAAAGAUCCAGUAUGCUUUCCACGAGCUCCCACAAUCAGCGCACCAGUCUCUGAAGGAGUCCCUGUUGAACCACGCCCAGAACCUGGUGUCAAAUGCCUCUCCUGUCAUCAUCACACAGCUGGCUCUUGCCUUGGCAGACCUGGCGUUACAGGUGGCAGGCUGGAAGUGUCCUGCUAAGGAACUGAUAGAAAAGUUUGGUAACACAGUGGGAAACCUGCCCUUCCUGCUGGAGGUUCUGACUGUGCUGCCCGAGGAAGUGAGUUUCAUCCUGAUGCAUGUGAAUAGUAGAUCUCUGAGACUGGGAGCCAACAGAAGAGGGGAGGUCAUAGAGGAACUUGCUGAGUCAUGUGACCUGGUUAUACAACUUCUGAUUGCUUGUACACAAAGCUGUGCAGCAGAUUCCAGAGUACAGGCUAAGGUAUAUCGGUGCCUCGGUAGUUGGUUCAACCUCGGCGUAAUCCAGGGAGAGGCGGUUGCAACCAGCCAACUACUCAACGCACCUUUUCAGGCCAUGCAUAACCCUGAGACUGUAUCUUCUGUCCACGAGGCCGCCUGUGACUGCAUCUGUUCUGCUCUGUAUGUGGCAGAGGACAUCACCAGAUACGAGUCCUUGGCGAACUGCCUGUUCCAGGGAGUCAUCUCGCUGUCAGAACCCUACCACGUGUCAGUAGCACAGGAGGACAUAGACAAGUCCUUGAACUACUGUCGAGUGUUCACAGAACUUGCUGAGUCAUUCUUAGAGUUAAUGAUGGCAGCUCCGGGGCAGGGCUUGGGGGAUCUGAGGAUACUGGAUCUGCUCCUGGCAUGUGUGGGCCACUGUCAGUAUGAGGUUGCUGAGAUCACCUUUAACUUCUGGUACCGGCUGUCGGAGGUUCUGUACAAGCGUGACAGCACCAACCUCAACACCAUCUUCAAACCGUACUUCCAGCGCCUCAUCAACUCCCUGUCUGUCCACUGUCAGAUGGACGAGGACCAUGAGGGUGUCCCAGAUGAGACAGACGACUUUGCUGACUUCCGGAUCCGAGUUUCUGAACUCAUCAAGGACGUGGUGUUCAUCGUGGGGUCCAUUAAUGUUUUUACUCAGUUGUUCAGAAACCUAGCAGAGACCCCCAACACCACGUGGGACGUGACAGAGGCACACAUGUACGUCAUGUCAGCUGUUGCCAAGAACCUCAUGCCUUUUUGUGUUCCUUCCCCCAGUGAUGAGAGCGAGGUGGUGCCCCAGGUGCUGCAGGCCGUGCUAAACCUGCCCCAGGACGCCCACAUCGCUGUACGCUACACGGGCACGCAGCUGGUCGGGGAACUCUGCGAGUGGAUAGACAGACAUCCCGACACUUUAGAUUCCGUGCUGAACUUCCUGCUGGCAGGUCUUCAGCACCCGAAGCUGGGCUCGGUGUCUGCCACAUCCCUACAGAAUAUCUGUGCGGCGUGUCGGGAACAGAUGGCCAGACACUUCAAGGGACUGCUGCAGAUUGUCGAGGCUCUGGACAACCUGCACAUCUCCAAUGAGGCUGCAGUAGGACUGCUGAAAGGUAUAUCCUUGAUUUUGACAAAGAUGCCCCAUGACCAGCUAGCUGUUGGACUACGAGCACUGUGCCAAAUACAGGCAGACAGAUUGUCACAGCUGAUUGUCCAGAAUGAGUCAGUAAAGGAAGGCACAAGAACAGAUCCCACCAUUUUCUUGGACAGACUAGCUUCCAUAUUCAGUCUGUUCCAAUACAGGCAUACGGCCCCCGAAGUGCAAAAUGGGCAGAUCCAUCCCUGUCAGCAAGUUGUGCAAGAGGUGUGGCCGGUCCUGUCGGAUACGUGUAACAAGUACCAGGCUGACAUCCGGAUAGUGGAGCGUUGCUGCAGGUGUAUCAGGUUUGCUGUGCGCUGUGUGGGGAAACAGUCAGCUGGGCUGCUACAGCCGCUGGUCACACAGAUGGUGAAUGUGUACCAGACGCACCAGCACUCCUGUUUCCUGUACCUGGGGAGUAUACUGGUGGAUGAGUACGGCAUGGAGGAGGGGUGCAGAACUGGACUUCUAGACAUGCUUAAGGCUUUUUGUGGUCCGACUUUCCAGCUGCUGAAGACAGGAGGGCUGCGAAACCAUCCCGAUACUAUCGACGAUCUCUUUAGGUUAUGUGCCAGAUUUGUGCAGCGCUGCCCCCUAGUGAUUCUCCAUAGUGAAAUGAUUGAUGCAAUCCUGGAAUGCGCGAUGGCCGCGUCGACACUGGACCAUAGAGAUGCCAAUGCCUCGGUCAUGAAGUUCCUAAGAGACUUGGUGCACACCGCUAUAGCCAAUGAUUGCGACGAUGAUUACCAGGUGCGGAGAGACAUGGUGGAGAAACUGAUGGUUGUGCGCGGUCCGCAGUUGGUUCAGAGCCUCAUGUCCGCCACCGUGUUCUACCUACCGUCCUACAUGCUUCCUGACGUGGCCGACGUGGUCUUUGAACUCAUGCGUUACAACAGGGCUAGUUUCUGUGUGUGGCUGGAGCACGCUCUGAAGGGCCUUCCCACGGAGACCACCGGCGGUGCCAUCAACGCCACUCACAAGCAACUCACAGAUUUCCACAAACAAAUCACAAGUGCUGAAGAGGUGAAGACAGUGUCGUCAGCACUGCGGGACUUCUCACGGCUCUACAGAUGACAUUGAACGCGUCACAAACGUCCGGAGGCGCAGGUCUGCGAACAAAGUCACAAGCUGCAAAACAAAUUACAUAUUAAGGCAUAUCACUUUCCAAACUUUUUUUCAAUCCUCCCUUUUUGCAUAAUUUUUUUGUCCUGAGAUGCCUGUGUUUUCUGAAGCCACGGGCGAGACCAUUACGUAUAGGGGGGGUGUUACAUCAAGUAACCUGAUCUCAUGAAAAUGGGUCCCCAAGAUUUGCUCUAUAAAAUGCUUAGAGCUGUAAAAUACUUGCAUGGGAUCAGGAUUUGUCCUGUUUUAACUUUGGUCUUGAUUGAAAUCUCCACUGUUCUAUUUUGAAGAUAACUUGGCUAAUGAAAGGUAGGUACAAUGUAAUACGAGUGAUAAGAAAGUUGCCCCGAACAACACAGCCAUUCGUAAAAUGCCUUAAAAGUUUUACCUAAAAGCUUGACUUUCAAGAGUUUUACCUACAACAACAUGUACACAAUGUUUUUACCACUGCACAAAGAAAACAGCCAUAAUCAUAUUUCUCUUGAGUUGUGAAUUGAAACUUUGUAUAAAAAAGAAGUUGCAAAUUAUUUUGAGAAGCGCAUCUGGCUGGAUGCUGACUUCUUCGGUUAAUUGAUCGUUAGCUUGUAAGUUACCUCUGUCAGCACAACACUAAUGACAGCAUUAGCAGCAAACAAUUGACUUGUUUUGUACUGAAAGUGUCUAUUGUAUACUGAUGUGUUAAAAGUUGUACGGUGACCAUUUUCAUAUUUUGUACAUCACAUAAUUUUUCAGCUAGAUUAGUGUACGUAAGUUGACUGAGAAAACCAUGACUGUGCUGAUUAUGACCUGGAAUGCUCUGAUUUUAGUCAAGUCAACUUAGAUUCAAGGCAAAUAACUGAAGCUAGCAGUAAACUUUUAAGUCACCAGCAACAAAAUGUGUUGCACAGAAGACACAAAGUUUUGAAAUAAGACAAUAGCAAGUCUAUCUUAUAGAGAAAUUUAACUUGAUAAUGUAUUUGAUCUGAGUCGGCUCCUUUUGACGAGCAAUUGCCAAAAUGAUGUGAUUUUGCUAUGCAAAAUGUCAUUGACAAGUGUUGCUUUUGAGGAUAGUUGGAAACUGAAGCAGCAAAGGAUUGUUUGGGACCAUUUUUAUGGGAAAUAUGAGACAGAAUUGUGGAGUCGGUGAUUUUUCAGUUGCAAAAAGUUGCUUCAGAAUGGAUGAAAAUAGUACAUAGAUGACGAUGACAUUUUACGGUUUCAAAAGAAAGUGGAGGAAUUGAAAACAGUGGUCCACACUGUUUUCGUUUACUAAGUAUAACUUUUGUUUUAUUGGGCUGACAUUGAAGAGGUAGGAAAAUGUAAAAACAUGUCCUUUGUUCUUAACCUGGCACCAAGGCUUCCUUGUAUGAAUAUUUUAUUGUGCCAACUUGACAAGCACAAAACCUGUUGCAAUCUUAAUUGUUCAAAAUUUAUGUAAAUGUGAGUUUUCGUCUAUGUUUCAAUUGUGCAAUAGCACAAAACUUUGUGUUUUUUAGUCUUGUGUAGCCGUAUUCCUGUAGAAUCUCUCUGUAUCACUGUAUAGACUUUGUGUAUAAUCCAAGCUCUUCCUUUGUCAUUGUCUCUUAGCUAUUUUGAUAGUAAUUGUGUUCUUUAAGAGUCGUUUUCGAGGAAAAUGUGAGGAAGGGAAAACUUUGCAAUACCAUCUUUGCCACCCCUCCUGUAUUUUGGUCUUAUCCUAUAAUAUGUUGUUCAUUGUUUGCAACCCUAAGUUUGGACUGGCCUAUCAUGCCAUAAAGGGGGUUUCCUUGGGGGAGAUUGGAAGUAAAAAACAAUGUCAGGUAACUUUGAACUUGAAGAGAUGUCAGUGGUUAACAUGCAUUGUCUGUAUCCACAAUGAAGGCACUGACUGUUACCAUGGUUUUAGAUGCGAAAAAUUAGAUGGUCAUAGGGAGCAACCAUAGCCUGGGUACCAUUCGGAAAGAAGUUCGCUCUGAUUUUCAUUAUACACUAUAUACAGUUGCUUCUAGCUCAGACAUUCAUUAUACAAAUGUACACUAUAUAUAAUAUAUAUUGCUUUUUUGCUGUUCCGCCUGUAAUCCUUUACCAUGUUAACUUCUGUAAUCGUCCAAAUUUUGGAUGAGGGCUAUGAUUGGUCCCUAUACAUUUGCGAAUUAAGGAAUGGGUGCAAACUGUUUAAACAGGCAUUCCAACACCCGAAAAAAGCCCUCCUACCCGUCUGCUUGUGGGAGGGCCUAUUGUCAUCAAAUGAGCACUCUAGAACCCAUGUCUUAAUUCGCUCAUUAACUGACGUUACCACCAAACGGUUUGAAUGUGCAGGUCCUUAGACGGGUAGCAGAAGCGAACUACUACCCGGAUGGUACCCAGGCAAGAGCAACCAUACAUUUGUAGCUAUACAUGUAAGUCAAUGUUAUGCCAGUAUUUCUUUUAAUGUAUGUCUACGGCUUGGUGACUAUGGCUACUGUUGAUCUCUUCUCAUUUUUGGCAAACCCCAGGUAUUUGAGUUAGCAUGGUCUGGUAAUGUGAUUUUUUUGUUGUUGUCAUCAUCCAAUUUUAGCUUUUUUAUUUCUGAGAACAAACAGGUUGGUUUUGAGCCCAGCUGUACUGUACUGUUGUAAAACGAGAGGCAAUUGAUGGUUUUCAUGAGAACAGGUGACUAGAAUCCAAAAUGUCAUGUAAAACAUGAACUUGGGAGGGUAAAGUUACUAAAACUAGUUUGCAUGAAAUCAGAGACAAAAUUCAAUCCCACAGACUUUGUAUUCCGCUCAAUUCUUUUCGAGUGUAUCCAGAAAAUGCUUCUUAACAUUGUACUUGGUUAGAUAACUUUGGUUUCCUUGUUAAGACCAGAUUCAUGUAAGCACGAACUGGUGACCAUACCCUUAUCAGAACUAUUUUACCAACUUUCACAGACAACAUUGUGAGUUACAAAUAUUUGAUAUGCAAACAUACUUUUAAACAGUGUUUUGUAUGAUGUCAAGGAUUUUUAUUGCCUGUAAGUUCUCGUGAAAGAAUCAAGCUAGUGAAUACAUUUGUAAGUCAAUGUAAGUCAUCCUUUUUCUAAACAUCAUUUAAGUUAACAGUGCUAGGACUUAGAAAUCGUCGUUUCUUUGAGUUGACCAAUCGAAGACAAAGAUAGCAUACUGGGUUCUUAGUCACAGCCAGGCGAUUUUAUCUGAUGUCGUUACAGAGGUGUUUGGACUGUCUUCUUUAUUAUGUUUUAAUGAAGGAAGAGAAAGUCUUGGUUAUGUAGCUAAGAACCUGUAUAUACUGAUUUAUUAGCCUAAGAAACAUUUUAUAUAGUGGGUUCUUGGAUUUUUUUAUCUACCGGUUUUUCGAGACACAUUCAUUGGCUUUCUUAAGCUCAUAUGAAGGUAGCCGAAAGCAUUGGUUAUACAGCUAGGAACGAUUUGUGUACCGAAUGGAAAGAUAUUUACACUUAUAUACCAUUGUUCUUAGCUUCCCAAUCAAUGGAUUUCAUCGAUAUCUGUCGGCUUUCGAUAAUCUUUCGUCUUCUUUCUUUAAAGCUUUGAUGAAGACAGUCGGAAUGCUGGGUUUUGUAGCUAAGAGUUCAUUAAACAUGUACAUACAUUGAUUUAACAACCUAACGAAGAGGCGUUUUGUUUGAGAAAAGGAUGACUUCUGGUACAUCAAGGUAGACUGAUAACUGCACGAAAUCUAAUCUUGAAGCUUGUCUUCAAGCAUUUUUUCAUAAAAGUAUGCAUUACGGAUACUUUACACGUGCUUUAAGACUAGAUGUCGUGUAGUGGUGCCGAAAUGUUUUGUACAACUCAACUGUAAAGCUGGCUCAGAUUAAACAACAGCUUUUACAUUUCA